Molecule: messenger RNA, 456 nt
Organism: Beauveria bassiana ARSEF 2860
Lineage: Eukaryota; Fungi; Ascomycota; Sordariomycetes; Hypocreales; Cordycipitaceae
Product: mitochondrial 37S ribosomal protein SWS2
Exons: 4
Coding region: 1-456 (151 amino acids)
Biological process (GO): translation
Cellular component (GO): small ribosomal subunit; ribosome; mitochondrion
Molecular function (GO): RNA binding; structural constituent of ribosome
Source: RefSeq, a predicted model, not a curated record
AUGGCGAAUUGGAUGGAGGGAGGACACUUGACACCUUUACGAGAUUCCGCGAUCCGCACUAGCAAGCCGCUAAGAAAGCUUUGCAUUACAGCCACCAUGGUGUUCGUUCUGGGCGUCAACUUUGCAGAGACCAGAUUGGUCAAGAAAGCACUAGAGUCCUUCUACGGCCUUGGACCUCUACUGUCGGAACGCAUCAUGGCCAAAUAUUCGAUACACAAACUCGCAACAAUGGGCUCAUUGGCCCCGAGAACUGUCACCUCGCUGACAGCCGAACUGGGCCAGAUGCCCAUCGAGAGCGAUGCGCGAAAAACGCUGCAGGACAACAUCAAGAGAUUAAAAGAUAUGGGCGCAUACAGAGGCCGUCGACACGCCAUGGGCCUGCCGGUACGAGGUCAACGAACGAGAAAUCAGAAUGCGACGCCGAACAAGCUCAACCGCGUCAACCGAAAGGGCUGA